AUGUUUCUGAUUUCGUCCGGAGAAUUUCGUUUGGCCGCAUACUAUCUGAUACACAACCUCGGGGCUGAGUACGAUAAAAGGAAUGAGGCGCUGGAUUUCGUCGAAGGUCUGCUCGAGUCCGAUUUGAAAAAAAAGCGGAAUGCGGUGGAAAGGAAGAUGAAGCCCGUCCAAAAGGCGGCGCGAGAUCUCUUGCUGAUUGAGGCGUACAAAAUGUACGCGAGCCAAUUGACGGGCUUUAUUUUGAACCCGAGGUGGUUUCUUCAGCUCGAUGAAGGGACAAGUAUUGAAGCGCAAUUUCUGGAAACCCUUAAGGCAGACAAGGCUGAAGUGGCGUGGAAGAGCUGGUGGUCGCAGUUCGUCAAGUUACGGAAUACAGAGGUAUUGCCGCGAAAUUGAGUUCGACGUAGCUACUCUAGAGUGAGAAGAUGGCUGGGGUUCGUUGAUUGCUGUGGUUCCACUUGAAAUAUCAUCAAUCUGCAGUGGCGUCUUUGUAGAGCCGCAGGAGGUGCAGUGAUUCAAUAUCUCAGAAAAUUUUUGAUCAACAGUUGUGUGAAGAGCAAGACCUUCAGUGACAUAAGUAAGAAGGUUAGUACUCACUUAAAUCCCUGAUAUUAACCCUAUGGCAGGUAUCAGAGGACGACGUCAAAGCGAUCAUGGGCAAGUUUGAGGCAAAGCCCACGCUGGGCGCUAGUGCUGCAAGUAGCGCGGAGCAGCAGCGCGAGCAACCGAGCCAGCUCGUCGCGGUGCGAGCAGCCGGGUCGGAUAGCGAGGAGGGUGAAAGCGACCUCGGUCCCCACUCCAUCCUCGACUUGGACGCCCAGACUGCUGGUGUCUUCGAGAAGUUGUGUCUGGUCCUGGAGGUCAAGCCGAAGUACCGAGAGGCGCCACGUGAGACGUUGUCAGUUAGCCUGAUCGAUCAUUUUGCAAGGCUACAGAUCGGUGCGACUCGAGAAGGGCGCCGCCGUCUAGAAUGGGCCGUCUUGAUGGGUUCCACCGUUGCGGAGAAGUUGGCUCGGAAGGUGGAACUGGUCCUGACUGAAAUGCUCCGGCUGAUGCAGCGAUUCCGCGGUUGGCAGACAGAGAGGAUUUUCGAGGGGGUUUCUCUAGAUGACCGCGCGAAGGACUUGGUGAGGAACGCGCUGGAAAUCCUUCGCACUUUGAUUAUGGUCGGCGCUCCCGCCACGGAGUACGUACAUGGGCUUCUUCGCGGGAAGGAGCGUAAAUUGAACGAAGUAAUAGCGAUAGCCGAUUUUGAGUCCGAAACUGCGGAAGAAAUUCGAAAGAGCAACAGAAAGCAGCUUGAGCCGUACGAUCGGUUGUUUUCUGAAUGUAAUCUUUGGCUUGCUAGCCGAGUGCGUUUUCUGACAGACCUCAUUGCUGCUGACGGGAAAUCGGUAUCGGGUUCUGGGAAGCACAAGCAGGCUGCAGAGCCUGGUGCUCGCGUGAGCGUCGAGAUAUUGGUGGCUGACCGUGCGGAUCGGGAUAAACUUCUCCAAGACGUGUUUGAGAUCACGGAAGGGCCGGGCGACUCCGCGAACUCGCUUCGACCCCGGUGGAAGGAAACCGUAACUCAAAUGCAACAAAUGUGGCGGGAUAGCGUGACGCAUGAUCUUGACGACACUGAAAUCGCACGGAUAGUACGUCGCAAGGUUCUCGAUGCCCCAGCAUGGAAAGACAAGCUAAGCCGGCUAGUGCAGAAGCACAGAGGCGAUGAUCGCGGCAUGCGAAUCUUUAUGCUCGAACUGCAAAAUCUGGAACAGGGACAGAUGUCGACUGAGGUACCGGCCUUGACGACAUUCUGCGAACAGAUAUUGGAACCAAGCUUCUCUCGACUGCAAUUGUUCAUGCGGUUUUUGAAUAUUGCACUUCUCCGGAAAUCCUUGGUGGCCCGAUCCGACUUGCGCCCCGAGAAAACGCUUGACUUUCAGGGCGACUUUGUGUUUGAGUUCGCCGGAAUGUUGAAGGAUUUCUACCACGAGAACAUUGUGGUUCGAAACCUACCCCUCCUGGUUUCUUCUGACCAGGUUCCGGGGCAUGCACCUCUCCGGAGUACGCUUCCGGCAGUGGCCGACUUUGAACUGCUACUCUCUCGCAGCACUGCCUUUGCCGGAUUGCUCCCAGACGUAGUGCCCCACAAAGGCGCAACUACUGUGCUCACGGACUGGGUCAGCAUGUUGAUAAAUCUGCGUGGCGGCUUCGUGCUCGUGCGCGAUGUCUCCGAAAAGUUCGCCUACCAGCGACUGCGGCUUUGGGACCGGCAAGAGAAAGAGCUACGACAGAUGCGCGACAACGGUGAGCCGCCGUUGUUUCGCUUUUAUAGUGCGUACGAGCACCACAGUGAUGCCUCCUUGCUGCUGCGUUCCGCACUGCUUGGCGAUCAGCUCUUGUCGAAAUUUUGGCGUGAAAAAUUCACUCCCGAGAAUAUGAACAAGAACGUCAUUGUCCGCAGAGCUUACCUUGGGUAUUCACUGGAUGUGGUAGCGCCGGCGAACAAGCUUGCCGCUGCUCUCAUCGGAAAACCGAAGCAAGCCGGCGAUGACACUUUAUCAACCCAAAAAUCUGGUGAUGGUCUUCAGGUAGCGCACCUGUUGGCGUUUGGCUGGCGGGCUCGUAGCGCCUUGCAGUGGUGGGAAGGUCCGUCGAUGCGGGGGCGACUCCUGUGGAUUAUACUUACAGAAAACAUGGAUCAUUUCAACCCGAAGUUUAUCGGCGGGCAUGUGCUGACAUCUUACAACACAAUCGAGCUGUUGGAGGAUGUGGGCAAAUUGUUGUUCGAUCAUCUGUACCUGAAGAAAAGCGAGAGCGGUUCGGGGGACCGGCAAGGCGGACAGAAUCAAAACCCCGAGCAGGAACUCCUGACUCGCAGAGACACUGGUCGGGACCGUUUGGCGCAGGAACCGGCAGCGCGGCCCGGAGUCAUCGACGAGGACGAGGGGCAGCGGCGCCCGUGGUAUCGAUGCUGCUCUUCUAGAAGGGCGUCCAUUGCGAGGCUUGCGAUGAAUCGCGGUGCUCCUGUCCCCGGAGUGGUUCAGGUGUCCUCGUCCAUCGCUUCUACGCCAGCUGCGGAGCAGCAAAAGCAUCAUCUUUCCACUCUUCCAGGGCGGGCCAUGCCUUUGCGGGAAGACGACGAGGCAUGCAGGAGGCAAUGUGAAGGUGAAGCGGAAGACGCAUACUGGAAACUAUUGCAGCGCCCGCCGGAUAGUUUGCAGUAUGCGAGGGCACAAUCUGACAGCCUCUUUUCUCUUGAACGUGCAAUAGAAGGGGAGCACAACAGGAUGCACAACAGAGGCGGGACGUCGAUGCGAGACAUGGAGACGAAAGACGCUGCGCUGCGGCUCAUCCAGCAGAUCCGGCGGGAGAACGAUGCAGCCAAUCAUAAACUCAAGCUAGAAGGGUCUCCUUUUGCGGUGAAAGCGUUCGCAUUUUCAACGGACAGCACCGCUCGCAUGCGGGAUUUUCGCUGCGCGUUUCUGAGUUGGGUCUUGCCUUACCUGAUGGCGUUCACUGAUGCCGAAAGUAGCCCGACGAUAUCUGCAACUUUGCACAUGCGGAAGAGGUUCGCCCAAAGCCGGACAACAUUGUGCUCCGACGGUAUGCAACCCUGGCUCACGAUCUAUGAGGGUGAGACAAGCAAUCAGAAGGCUAUGGUGUCGAGUAAGCGUGGCGGUGACGAGGCACGAAAUAUGGGUAACGCGCUCGAAGCUCCAGUGGGUCACCAGGACACCAUAACGACAAUUGACCUGGCACAAGCAGCUGGGAACAAUAACAGCUACGAGUUACCUGCGCGCGUUGUGGCGUAUUUGUCCUACAUGAUGCACAAGCCUGCUGAUAAGUUGGCAGGAUUGACGGACCAGAAGGAAGUUCUGUCGCAGAUCUUGACGGACUUGGGCGAGUAUGCUCAGGACGCGCUGAAUGUUCUUGAACGUAGUACGCAGACCGGUGCGCUUGUGUUACAGGCAGCAGGCAGGGGGGCGGCAGUUGAGUCUUUGUUUGAAAGACGCAAGUCAGUGCCCCUCCCGGAAGGGCCAUCGUAUGACGAAAACUUCAUUUGGUCAGUUUGCGAUCGGGCAGCGAAGCUACAGAGGGGCGUGUAUGACAUUUUGAUGAUCCACGGCGUCGUUCGCGAAAAGGAAGCACAAGCCGAUUUUGAAAGAGAUGUACAAGAGGCAAAAGCCAAUUUUGAGAAACGCGGAAAUUUACAAAAAGCGACGCCCAGGACUCGGGUCCCACGUGCCGUCGACUAUCAGUUGUUGCUUCGUCGCAUUACGACGUCUGCUAGUGGAAAGCCAGAUCGAGAUCUGCUCGUGUCCUCGGACGAUCAGAAGGGUAUGAAGAAAUUUUGGGGACCCGAACAGAGGGGUAGAAACUUUCCGCUUCAAUUCAUAAAUUUCGAUAAGAGCAAGAGUCAGGAACAAAAAGGAAAGAAGAAGGAAUAAAAGACGAGAAGCGCGCUGCCGCAGGUAUGAAAAUUCCUUUUGCAUGGGAUUCGUUGGGAAGGGCCAGCAUGUCGUCUGUCGCAUAAGUAGGUACAAAUAUUGCGUCAGCAUGAGCAGAGCUGGCCUUCUCGAAGGAAGUUUGUGUAUUUUUACAUUUAUUUGGUGUAAGAAGUAUAUAUAAUUAAACGUUGUUCUUCUACUUUCCGCCUGUUGUUUUUACCUCAAAAUAAAUUUUCUGGCGAAGAGCAUAUCUAUGUAAGUAUUUGUUUUAUGCGAGCUGCCCAAGAUGCAAGUAGUACUUGGAUCACGAUCAUGUAAUUGCCUAUACUGCUUGCAACUGCUUACUGUUACUGCAAGCAUUCUGAAUAGCAUUUUUGAAUAGCAUGGCACGCAUUUAUUUUUUUCCAACAAAGCAAGGAGGUUAGCUAGAUGCCUCCGAACAAAUGGACCUGAAGCAUGCAAUGAUUUGGUCAAGCCACUUGUUUGACAGCGGACGUGAGGUGCAGCCACAGUGCCUACGCUUUCGUCUGGAAACCACGUUAACGCGGCUUGGUCCUCGUCGUGCAGCGCAGCACGUAGUUGCGCUGUUGACCAUAUGCUUUCUAUCGAGUACAUGAUAAGAACCUCUCUUACAACCCAGCGCGUCUCUCUCGCGAGGGUGCUCUCACAUGACGCGCACGAAGUCGCCAACGAUACGAUAGCAGCACUUCUGUAUGAUGAACUAGGAAAACCUCAACACGGGUCGCAACAGCUAUCGAUUGGCGCAGUUUUGAAUGAAGAAAGCUCCUGGAGGCAGCUUCCUCGCAGCAGUAUGCGCUAGCAUGCAGGAUUUACGAUGAAAACUGCCGCGGGCUUGCAGCCUGCGGCGGUCAGCAUCGACAGACCGUCGUAAAAAUGAAUUGACACUGUGCUAGUAGUGAUAAGUAGACGCAUAUCUGCUGCCAUCGGGAGAAAGUAG
Messenger RNA from Amoebophrya sp. A120, 5394 nucleotides. Lineage: Eukaryota; Dinophyceae; Syndiniales; Amoebophryaceae. The record is from the annotation of a GenBank genome assembly.